This is a messenger RNA of Dendronephthya gigantea, 2185 nucleotides long. RefSeq lists its product as uncharacterized. Lineage: Eukaryota; Metazoa; Cnidaria; Anthozoa; Malacalcyonacea; Nephtheidae. The transcript is spliced from 8 exons. Bases 245 to 1468 code for a protein of 407 amino acids. The record is from RefSeq and is a predicted model, not a curated record.
ACUUCAAACGUCAAAGCGGAUGUGAAAUAAUGCGACCAAAUGUUAAAUGUCAUUGUGAUCAGAUCGCGUUAGACUCAAGACCGAACUCUCUCUACUCGCGACGCUAACCAGCAUCGAGAGUACGAUACUGACCGUAGGUUGUAACUACGUUACUUGGCUCUGUGUUAGCAACAAAUUAAGUGCUAAACAUACGCGACAGCUGGCGAGCGUACAAGGCAUAUUACAUACAAGGUAGACACGUACAAUGAGGGGUUUUCUUCUACAAACAGUUUUUUCGCUCGUUCUCCUGUCAUUUCACCGUCAUGGAAACGCUACGAGAUAUCUUCCCUCGAUCGUCUGGGAUCACUACAAUCCUAUGUUGGCUUGCAAGUGUAAUUGGUUCAACUUCGCUCGCUUCGAGAUUUACGAUCGAUUCGACUUCGUGUGUCCAACUCUGCAACUCAGCGUUGGGUUGCUGGACAGCCAAUCAAGACCGAAAGCUCAUAUGAAUUACCAUAUACUCAUGAGAAAAUGGAAAGGUGGAACAGAUUACGAAGGCUUAAAUGAACUAAAGAGAAACAUGACGAGUGGAGAAUUUUGUAAUCCAAGUCACAAAGAAACACAAAAAUUAUACACGUGCAAAAAUGGUGAUGACAAUCAAGGUUACACUGUAAGAUUUGCCAGGGACAACGAUUUCUACAAAGGAGACUUGGUCGUCUUUUUUAACAAUGAGGCUGACGGUCUAGUUUCUGAUCUCACUUCAAAUGACAAGCGCUGUGCUAUGGCCUUCGUUGUGAAUGUGACGUGGGGUGCUCCCGUCAACUAUGAUUUCAGUUACGGAAAAAAUUUAGACGGUAAAAGGAAGGGAUGCAACCACAUCAACAUGACAUGUUCUUCGUGUGAUUCAACACCAGAAUGGAGCUUCUCUACGUCCUCUACGCCCUCUACGCAGGCUGGGAGCACAACUGCAAAUUCAAGUGCAAAACCAACAGGAAAUAUAACAACAGCAACAACAACAACAAAAACAACAACAACAAAAGCUACUACGUCUACAACGAAACCAACCGUAGGUUGCAACAAUUCCCUGGGCUGCAAAUCGACGACAGCAGAUGGACAAAUUAAUAAUGCAUCAAGUAGUGGCCGACACGAUCCUGAUAAUUGCAAGAAAUGGGAUCACUUUAUAUAUGGUUGUCUUGGUGGAUUCGCAGCGGCAACGUUCCUAAAUAUUCUCGCUGCAAUAAUAUAUUGCCGGUGUCAUGGACGCCUGAAAAUUAAACAAAAAACAAAAACACAUUCUGCUUGUGAAUAUAAGAAUUCGAACGGUAAUGUUCCAAGCGUUAUUCUGAACAACAAUCUGGGAGAAGAUAAGGAGGCAAAACCUCUUCCAGAGAAAACCUCUUUUUCCGGAACAAUUUCAGAUCAACUCGGAAUCAAUAAUAUUGGUUUUCAUGGCACUAUGAAACGGGACAGUACCACGAGUCCAGCUUGAAAAAGAUCAUUUUCAAAAUGACAAAGUCACAGAGAGACAAAUGCAAAUGAUUCCACUGGCACUAUACACAGCUUAUGGGUCGAAUUUCGAUUAACACUUGUCAAUUCGUAUCAAUUAAUUUAUAAAAAAUCACAUUGCGGGUGAAUAUUCAAUAAUAUCCUUCAAUUAACAAUCUUAAAUGUCGCGAAUAGUAGUUAUACAACUGUAAAUAACACAAGUGAAUAGUAAAUAGAGAUUACCAUUUACCAGUAGAAACUGUUAGAUAGAAUAAAUUCAAUACCACUGGCAUAAAGGUGCCGGCCUCUGAAUGGGGCUUUAAUCCCACUUUGUUGAACAUCCUAAGUUCAUUAUCCACUGUUCCACAUAUCCCAUUAUACCCUAUACUGUCCCCUCACAGAAUGUUCUCAGAUAUUUUAAGUUGCACUUAUGCCGUUAUGCAGAUUACGCCGAGUACGUCAUCAUAAGAUCGUUUGAAUUACACAUAACAUUGACACAAAUAAUAUAAAGAAAAGUUAAACACUGAAGUACGUAUUAGUUAUCAGUGGACUUAUAGAAACGUUGAAUAACACGUGACCAACUAACAAUCACGUCAGAUUGAACAAAUUUAAAUUAGAUAUUUCACCACAACGAUAUUAAUGUAUAAUAUAAAAUUUGUAUGUAUUUGUAUAGAUUUAUAUCUGUAAAAUUUGCAAAAUUCACUAUUGUAAAAUGAAGUUA